Molecule: messenger RNA, 1176 nt
Organism: Penicillium oxalicum
Lineage: Eukaryota; Fungi; Ascomycota; Eurotiomycetes; Eurotiales; Aspergillaceae
Exons: 3
Coding region: 1-1176 (391 amino acids)
Source: RefSeq, a predicted model, not a curated record
AUGGUUCCAUCCAGGGUGACGUUGCUCUCCGUUUCGGUUGCACUCCUGUCUACAGGGUCAAUCGCGGGGAGACCUAGUGCCACCUUUGGAGAGGGAUACCGACUUGGUGACGAAAUUCCAGUAUCAUGUCUUAAUCGAACGGCAGACGGCGAGCAUAUAACCGAUGAUUUGGGAAAGCUACAAUGGGUUCCAUUCGUGACCUGCAGCGAGACCUCGCGACCAUUGUCCAUACAUUACGGGGUGUCUGAAACCAUCACAUGCACGAUCUCCUCCCUGACCGACUCGCUAUACCACUUGCUGGAAUUCUACGUCCAUUCCGACGUGCCCAUGAACUGCCGUGUGCCCACCGGUCCUCUGAGAUCAUCGAACACCGCGCCCAAGGACCAUACCAACUCCGACACUGAAUCCAGCGAGGCCAACUCGCUCGCUGUGCUGAAAGAGAACGGCCCGCCUUUCACGCCCGUCACCAUUGCCUUACAGGGAACACUGCAGCUUAGCCAUCUGCACAUCUGGACGGACAUGAACAUGCUGAUGCACAACAUUCCCUCGGACCCUGCUGCACCAUCGGCCAAGGGCAAGAAGCAUGCUCAAUCGGGCCAGCCCGGUUACGCAGUAGCGGGCACGGCAUACUCCACACCCGAGUUUGAGGAAGCCUCGAAAAAGGCUGCCCUCAACAAGGACGAGGAGGCGGUGGCGAUUGCCCAAGCUGCGCGUGAGCCUUGGACCGCGGGACAUGGGACGAAGGUGGUGCGUGGCGAGCCGCUUACAUUCUCCUUCCACAUUGCGUGGAUUGAAGGAGGCGCGGGAAUUGGGUGGCCAGAGCGCCCGGUUUCAAAAUCCUUCGUGGAGUCUAACAGUUCUGGAUCCAGUAGCUCUACGGUGGGGUCGAUCUUCUCGCGCAUGUUCUUCUUCGUCCUCGCUGCCUCGGUGGGUGCUAUGCUGGCGCUCUACUGGGAGCGCAAUGGAAAUCGGCUGCGUGGUCGUUCAGGAUGGCGAGGAGAUGGAAUUCUCGGAGCUCCAAUGACCAAAGGAAAGGUAGCUGGCGUGACUUAUGGCAAUGGUGGACGGAUCAAUGGAUACGGAGGAUACUCUCCUGGCCCGUCAAAUGGUGUUGUGACCAGUGGUGGCGGAGGCGGCUCCGGGUAUGGAGGCUUCACCACCGGAAAGAGAGAUUAA